Messenger RNA from Mycosarcoma maydis (corn smut), 1454 nucleotides. RefSeq lists its product as uncharacterized. Gene Ontology annotation, molecular function: transmembrane transporter activity. NCBI's taxonomy places the organism in Eukaryota, Fungi, Basidiomycota, Ustilaginomycetes, Ustilaginales. The record is from RefSeq and is a predicted model, not a curated record. The transcript has a single exon. Gene Ontology annotation, biological process: transmembrane transport. The annotation marks the transcript as partial. Gene Ontology annotation, cellular component: membrane.
AUGCCGGAUGCUAAUGAGCAAGCUCCUCUGCUGCGAUCCAGAACGGCUUCUGCUUACAGGACGGUUUGGUCGAGACCGGCCUUCACAUUUUCUCUGCCCUUUACUGUGUGCACAACGCUUGCGCUCAUGUCGUCGGCAAAUUAUACUUCUGUGGGCCCUGGUCUCGAAGCAGUGCGCACGCUUGCAUGCUCUGAAUACCUACACGCUCAAUCUGGCGGCGGAGAGCAACAAUGUCAUUCUGUCGAGGUUGACAGACGUACAGCAGCGAUCAUCACCGCCGCUUCAAGCAUCAGCAGCCUGACAUCCGCAAUCUCUGGUCUGGCUUUCGCCCCAUGGUUAUGUUCACACAUCUGUCCGAGAAAGCUGAUGCUGUUGUGCACCCUCGUACCUGCGAUCGAUUACAUCUGCCAAGACUACGUCUUGGGCUCAGCCAAGUUCAGCUGGCUGACACCCACGCUGAAGCUAAGAUUCAUCCUUCUAGACUCUUUCGUGAUGGGAAUCCUGGCAGUCGACUUGGUGAUGCAGAUUCUUUCCCAGAGCUUACUCUUACGGAGCGCGUCAGACAGCGCAAAGUCGCGGUAUCUUGCGUUUGGAACCGCCAGCAAUUAUCUCGGCAUGGUAAUCUGCGUACUCCCCCUCCGGAUUCUUGAAAAAGCAACAUAUUCUCUUCCAGCUGCCGACGCUGUCAACACCUUUCCCUUCAAGAUCUCGUCAGCAUUUUGCAUCGCUGCAACCCUGUGGGUAGUCACGACCAUUCCACGUCAAUCAGCGGCUAAUAGUGCUGAAGACGCGUCUGCUGAGCGCACAAGUCCUUCGCAAGUCUCAAGCUCUGAAGCGACAACCAUUAUGCAACCGGCUUGUGGCCCUUCUCCAGGUGUAGAAGAGCGCAGAUGGCCUGCGCGUUUGCGAGCCUCGUUUCGGCCUUUGGCGCUGCUGAGUCCUCUCCGCGACGGCACCUCUCGAGAUUGGAGCUUGGUGUGCGUGCUCAUCGCCGCUAGUCUUUGCAGCCAGAUUGGAAUUGCUACUGCUAACACCAUCAUCUUUGCACAAGCCCAGUUUGCGUUCCACUCGGAUGAAAUCAGUGCGCUGCUCGGCGUGCAAGGAGCAUUGAAAAUCACGUUCUUACUUGCACUCUUUCCCUUCGUCAAGCAAAUUCUCCAGCGGCGCAGCGGCGCACGCUACGCUCACGUGCGGUCGUUAAACAUGCUUUCUUACGAAUCCAACCAUGGUGCCGCGCCACUCCCCGACGUUCCAGGACGCGUCGACUUGGAAUUUGCCAAGGUCUCUCUCUUGUUUGACGUGGGAGGAUGGGCGCUUAUGACAAUUGGUGGCGCUCUGCACAGUUUGCCCACAUUCAUCGCCGGAUUGAUUGUCUAUGAACUAUCGGCAGCAACCGGACCCACGCUCGUUUCGCUGGGUACAAUCCUACUUGCUCGGCUUCCCGGUCAGAAUUC